GCCUCUAAAUAAGAGGGUGGGUCCCCUAGAAAUGUUAGUUAAUGUAUGGUCAGUAAAACUGAGUACAUUAUCAAUAUCACAAGUGUUUUUACGUCUGCAAUGCCUACAAGGUUAAGCUUAGACCUACAUGGUAGACAAGGUGAAACGAAGGUACAAGGUCGUAGACCUACAUGGUACCAUGAUAAACACGUAAAAAUAGAAAUGAUAAGACUAUCUCCAACGCAAACGCCGCUGGUUGCUGCUACAGUAUGGAUUCUUAACUCAUAUGUAUUAGUUCACGGUGAGGAUCAACUUGUUCGUAAAUCUUUUAUUCGUGUUGCUUCAGAAAAUAAAAGUGUGAGAGAAAGGGGAGAACGAGAGGAGAAGGGAGAACAAGAGAAAAGGGAAGAACGAGAGGGAAAGGGGAUGAGAAGGGAUGGGUUGGAAGUGUCUUCUCUUCCUUUAAAUAGAGUAUGGGAAGGUUGGGCAAAUUUGUGUGGUAUAGAUGAAUCAAAAAUUUAUUUUAAUUGGAUUGCUUUUGAUAAUGUUAUUGAUAAGGUUAUUGAAAUGUUGAUGUCGUCAUCCAAUAAUAAGUUACACGUAUCAUUUUCAAGUAUCGAUGAUCAAUUUCCAGCUUCUAAUGGAUAG
Molecule: messenger RNA, 627 nt
Organism: Rhizophagus irregularis DAOM 181602=DAOM 197198
Lineage: Eukaryota; Fungi; Glomeromycota; Glomeromycetes; Glomerales; Glomeraceae
Source: RefSeq, a predicted model, not a curated record